AGACCCGCGCUCGCCGCCGCCGCCCGCCCAGGCGGCGAUGACACGGCGCCCGCGGCGGCCCCGAGGCGCCGGGCGGGCCGUUUGCUGACCGGAUCGCGGCUGCCCGCCAGCGUGUCCGCCGCGCCGCCGCCAGCAUGGGCUGCGCCCCGAGCAUCCACAUUUCCGAGAACCGGGCGGUGUACCACGGCGGCAAGGAGGCCGAGGACGCGCCGGGCCCCGCGGCGCCGCCGCCGCUGCCGCCCGGCGGGCCGCGCUUCCCACACGGCCCGAAGACCGCCGCCUCGGCCCGGGCCCGAGGCGCCAGCCUCGCGGAGUCCGAGCCUCGCGGCAGCGGCGGCAACCAGGUAGCAAUAGCUGAUGUGCAAUUUGGCCCCAUGAGAUUUCAUCCAGAUCAACUUCAGGUACUUUUAGUGUUUACCAAAGAAGAUAACCAGUGUAAUGGAUUCUGUAGGGCAUGUGAAAAAGCAGGGUUUAAGUGUACAGUUACCAAGGAGGCUCAUACUGUCCUUGCCUGUUUCCUGGACAAACAUCACGACAUCAUCAUCAUAGACCACAGAAAUCCCCGGCAGCUGGAUGCAGAGGCGCUGUGCAGGUCUAUCAGAUCAUCAAAACUGUCAGAAAACACAGUUAUUAUUGGUGUAGUACGAAGGGUGGAUAGAGAUGAGUCAUCUGUAAUGUCCCUCAUUGCUGCUGGCUUUACAAGGAGGUAUGUAGAAAACCCCAGCCUCAUGGCCUGUUACAAUGAACUGCUCCAGCUGGAAUUUGGAGAGGUGCGAUCACAGCUGAAACUCAGGGCUUGUAACUCAGUAUUUGCUGCAUUAGAGAAAAGUCAAGAAGCAAUUGAAAUUACAAGUGAAGACCACAUUAUACAGUAUGCAAAUCCGGCAUUUGAAACAACAAUGGGCUAUCAGUCAGGUGAAUUAAUCGGGAAGGAGUUAGCAGAAGUGCCUAUAAAUGAAAAAAAGGCUGAUUUGCUUGACACUAUAAAUUCAUGCAUCAGGAUAGGCAAGGAGUGGCAAGGGAUUUACUCUGCCAGAAAGAAAAACGGAGACAAUGUACAACAGAAUGUGAAGAUAAUACCUGUCAUGGGACAGGGAGGAAAAAUUAGACACUAUGUGUCCAUUAUCAGAGUGUGCAAUGGCAACAGUAAGGCUGAGAAAAUAACUGAAUGUGUUCAGUCUGACACUCAUACAGAUAAUCAGACAGGCAAACAUAAAGACAGGAGAAAAAGCUCCCUGGAUGUCAGAACUGUUGCCUCUCGAGCAAGCGAAGUUUCCAGCCAGAGACGACACUCCUCCAUGGCCCGGAUACAUUCCAUGACGAUCGAGGCGCCCAUCACCAAGGUAAUCAAUAUCAUCAAUGCUGCCCAGGAAAGCAGUCCCAUGCCUGUGACAGAAGCCUUAGACCGUGUGCUAGAAAUUCUGAGAACCACUGAAUUAUAUUCACCACAGUUUGGUGCUAAGGAUGAUGAUCCUCAUGCCAAUGACCUUGUUGGGGGCUUAAUGUCUGAUGGUUUGCGAAGACUAUCUGGGAAUGAAUAUGUUCUUUCAACAAAAAGCCUUCAACAAGUUUCCAGCAGUAUAAUCACCCCCAUCUCCCUUCACGACAUCCCACCACGGAUAGCUCGGGCCAUGGAAAAUGAGGAAUACUGGGACUUUGACAUUUUUGAACUUGAGGCUGCCACUCAUAAAAGGCCUUUGAUUUAUCUUGGUCUCAAAACGUUUGCUCGCUUUGGAGUCUGUGAAUUUUUAAACUGCUCCGAGACAACACUGAGAUCGUGGUUACAAAUUAUCGAAGCCAAUUAUCAUUCUUCUAACCCCUACCACAAUUCUACACAUGCUGCCGAUGUGCUUCAUGCCACUGCCUAUUUUCUCUGCAAAGAGAGGAUAAAGCAAACUUUAGAUCCACUUGAUGAGGUCGCUGCCCUCAUUGCAGCCACUAUUCAUGAUGUGGACCAUCCCGGGAGAACCAACUCCUUCCUCUGCAAUGCUGGCAGCGAGCUGGCCAUCUUGUAUAAUGACACUGCAGUGCUGGAGAGCCACCAUGCGGCCUUGGCCUUCCAGCUGACCACUGGAGAUGAUAAAUGCAAUAUCUUUAAAAACAUGGAGAGGAAUGAUUACCGGACGCUGCGCCAGGGUAUUAUCGACAUGGUCUUAGCCACCGAAAUGACAAAGCACUUCGAGCAUGUCAACAAGUUUGUCAACAGCAUCAACAAGCCCUUGGCAGCAUUAGAAGAAGAUGGGGAAACUGAUAAAGGUCAAGAAGCCAUAAACACUAUGCUCAGGACUCUAGAGAACCGGACUCUGAUCAAACGAAUGCUGAUUAAGUGUGCUGAUGUCUCCAAUCCCUGCCGACCCCUGGAGCAGUGCAUUGAGUGGGCCGCACGCAUCUCAGAAGAAUAUUUUUCUCAGACUGAUGAAGAGAAGCAACAGGACUUGCCUGUGGUGAUGCCAGUUUUUGACAGAAAUACCUGCAGCAUCCCCAAGUCGCAGAUCUCCUUCAUUGACUACUUCAUCACGGACAUGUUCGAUGCCUGGGACGCCUUUGUAGACCUACCUGAGUUAAUGCAGCAUCUUGACAACAACUUUAAAUACUGGAAAGGACUGGACGAAAUGAAGCUGCGGAGCCUCCGCCCGCCUCCUGAAUAGUGCGCGACAGAGCCGGGGCCCCAACGCCAUGCCCCUCUGGUCAUCUGAAUCCCUGAGUGCAGCCAGAUUCCUUGGUCUUUUCCAUAUUAGGCAGGACAGAACCCCGGUCUGCAGAGCCUGUAAAAGCACACGAGGACGUCAGUAACCUUCCUUAAACACCAUCUGAUGCCACUGCCAUAAAGUGAGACUUAGUCCACUGUACCUGGGCCUGCUGCUCUUGAGAAGGUCACACGAGGACCAUGGUUUGCAUUUGCUGCCAUUAAAACAUGAGCUCAGGACUGCCCCUGCAAAGGAUAUUGAUGGAUUUCCUGCCAGUGACAGAGAAGGCCUUGUUGCAGAGAAUUCUCUCAGUUACGUUCUGCACUAAAGAACAGCUAAUGGCAAUCGGAUCUUUUCACCGCAUAGAAGGUGCAGUCACUCUGGAACACUACUGAAAGUGACUUCUCAAAUUGAAUAGCAAAUGAAAGACAAAUUUUGAAGUUUGAUUAUUAAUAUCAAAUAUUGAAAUGUUUUAUUUAUUUUAUUAGAAGUUCAAUAUUUUCUGUGAAUUUAAAAAUACUUUAAAGCCAAAGCCAACUUGAAAUGCCAUGACCAAAUUCACAUGAUUCAUAGUCCUUAAAUAUGUAUUACUUGGUGUACAGACUUAUUUUCAUAAUGCAAAUUUAAAGACAUAAAAUGACAUUUUUACUGGACUGUAGAAAUAUUUGUGUGUGUUAAACUUUUCUGAUUGAUGCUCAUCAGGCAAAGCUGUUUUGCGGGUGGGUCUGAGUCCAGAAGAGCUGAGUGAGAAGGGCCCCUUCUGUGGGGAUCGGGGCUCUGAGACAGCUCAUGCUGUCUGAUGGGCCGUGCAGGUGACUCCUCAAAGGGAAAGAAAUUACUAGGACUUCACACUUUUUUCCUGAAAUUUUAUAACUGAAUUUCCACAGGUCUGCCUUAUUUUAUACAGUGUUUCUAUAAGAUAUUUCCCGAUAAAAACAGCGAAAAUGAAAUAUUUAGUGAAUUGACAUUUUAUAACCAGUCUUGUUUUUUCAUCUGCGUUAGGAAUCUUUGAUUCCAGGAAUUUAUAAAGGUUCUGUAUCUUCACAUUUUGAACAAGUGUAGUACCAUAAAAAAAUGACACCUGGUGACAUGUCAAACGCUUGUCAUUUCCUUUUAAACUUGUAUGUUUUUUUCCAGAUAAAAAUGAAAUUAAACUAUUUGUUUUUAAAAAAAAAAA
Molecule: messenger RNA, 3864 nt
Organism: Sus scrofa (pig)
Lineage: Eukaryota; Metazoa; Chordata; Mammalia; Artiodactyla; Suidae
Gene: PDE8A
Product: phosphodiesterase 8A
Biological process (GO): signal transduction
Molecular function (GO): 3',5'-cyclic-nucleotide phosphodiesterase activity
Source: RefSeq, a predicted model, not a curated record